CCUAGAGUGGGGAAGUGACAGGGAGCGCCCUCUCCCCGCAGGGUCUGCUCGGGUGCGCCGCCCCCCCCAGCUUCCAACCCGCCUCUGGUCUCACGCGGCCCUUCCCCGGCAGCUAUUGCCCCAGAGGCCUGGACGCUCUGCCGCUCUCCCUGGUGCUGGAGCCCCCCGAGCGGCUCGAUAGCCCCGUCUGGGGGGUGCGGCUCGCUACGCGAAUUCGAUCGUUCCCCGCCCGUUAAACGUCUAUUCCCCCUCCCAAUUUAUUCCCCCUCCCCCGUUGCCGUGGGGCGGGCCCGGAGCCCACCCCGCUAUCGCCAUGCCCGCCGCUGCGGCAGCGCCGAUUAUCCGCUGCGUGCAGAAGCUGGUGCUGUACGAGACCAGAGCUCGGUAUUUUCUUGUUGGGAGUAAUCAUGCAGAGACCAAGUAUCGUGUUUUGAAAAUUGAUCGCACUGAACCGACGGAUUUAGUUAUAAUUGAUGAUAAGCAUGUGUACACACAUCAAGAGGUGAGGGAACUUCUUGGCCGCCUAGAUCUGGGAAAUAGAACAAAGAUUGGACAGAAGGGCUCCUCUGGGUUAUCUCGAGCUGUCUCUGCUUUCGGUGUCGUAGGUUUUGUUAGAUUUUUAGAAGGCUACUACAUUGUGUUAAUAACAAAAAGGAGAAAGAUGGCAGAUAUUGGAGGGCAUGCAAUAUACAAAAUAGAAGAUACAAAUAUGAUCUACAUUCCAAAUGACACUGUACGAAUCACUCAUCCUGAUGAAGCAAGAUAUCUACGAAUCUUUCAAAAUGUGGACCUGUCUAGCAAUUUUUAUUUUAGCUACAGCUAUGAUCUGUCACACUCUCUGCAAUAUAAUCUUACCAUCCUGAGAAUGCCACUUGAGAUAUUAAAAACUGAAACAAUUCAGACUCGACAGGAGAGCUUUGAUAUCUUUGAAGAUGAGGGACUUGCAGCACAAGGUGGAAGUGGUGUAUUUGGGAUUUGCAGUGAACCAUAUAAAAAGUACGUGUGGAAUGGUCAACUGCUGGACAUAGUAAAAAACACUGUUCAUCAUGACUGGCUGUUAUAUGUUAUUCAUGGAUUUUGUGGGCAGUCCAAACUGUUAAUAUAUGGUCGUCCAGUGCAUGUCACUCUGAUAGCCAGAAGAUCAAGCAAAUUUGCUGGAACACGUUUUCUAAAGAGAGGAGCAAACUGUGAGGGGGAUGUUGCUAAUGAAGUAGAAACUGAACAAAUACUUUGUGAUGCUUCGGUGAUGUCAUUUUCUGCAGGGAGCUAUUCUUCUUACGUUCAAGUUCGAGGCUCAGUCCCUCUAUACUGGUCUCAAGAUAUUUCGACUAUGAUGCCUAAGCCACCAAUUACAUUGGACCAAGCAGAUCCAUUUGCGCACAUAGCUGCACUUCACUUUGAUCAAAUGCUUCAGAGGUUUGGCUCUCCCAUUAUCAUUUUGAAUCUUGUAAAGGAACGUGAAAAAAGAAAGCAUGAAAGGAUUCUGAGUGAAGAACUUGUUGGUGCAGUGACAUAUCUCAAUCAAUUUUUACCCCCAGAACAUGCUAUUGUGUAUAUUCCUUGGGAUAUGGCCAAAUACACAAAAAGCAAACUGUGUAAUGUCCUGGAUAGAUUGAAUGUAAUUGCGGAAAGUGUAGUGAAGAAAACAGGAUUCUUUGUAAAUCGUCCUGAUUCCUACUGCAGCAUCUUGCGGCCAGAUGAAAAAUGGAAUGAACUGGGAGGUUUUGUUGUUCCCACUGGUCGCUUACAGACUGGUGUUCUUCGAACCAAUUGUGUUGACUGUUUAGAUCGCACUAACACAGCCCAGUUCAUGGUGGGGAAGUGUGCGUUAGCCUAUCAGCUCUAUUCUUUGGGGUUGAUUGAUAAACCCAAUUUGCAGUUUGACACAGAUGCUGUUAGAUUGUUUGAGGAGUUGUAUGAAGAUCAUGGAGACACACUUUCUCUGCAAUAUGGAGGUUCUCAACUUGUUCAUCGAGUAAAAACCUACAGGAAGAUAGCACCAUGGACCCAGCAUUCCAAAGAUAUUAUGCAGACGCUCUCAAGAUAUUACAGUAAUGCUUUUUCAGAUGCUGACAGGCAAGACUCAAUUAACCUAUUUUUGGGAGUAUUCCAGCCUGCAGAAGGAAAACCUCAUCUUUGGGAACUUCCUACAGACUUUUACUUGCAUCACAAGAACACUAUGAGUCUUUCACAGACAAGGCGAAGCUAUACCUACUGGUGGACACGAGGUGUAUUAAAUCAUUUACCACUGCCUUAUGAUGAGGUGACAUGCACUGAAAACAGAAGGAAGUUGAUAGUGAAGAAAUUUCACAAAUAUGAAGAAGAGAUUGAUAUUCACAACGAGUUCUUUCGGCCAUAUGAAUUAAGCAGUUUUGAUGACACCUUUUGCUUGGCAAUGACCAAUUCUAUACGAGAUUUCAUGCCCAAGAAUGUUGGAAUUGAUCCAAGUCCAUUUACAGUGCGGAAACCUGAUGAAACUGGAAAAUCAGCGGUGGGGAACAAAAGUAAUAGAGAAGAAACUGUGCUGCAGCGCAAAACAGCUGCUAGUGCCCCUCCUCCCCCAAGUGAGGAAGCAGUGUCAAGUAGUUCUGAGGAUGAUUCUGGGACUGACAAAGAAGAUGAGGGAGCUGUUUCUCAGCGUUCCACUCCAGUGAAGAUGACAGAUACAGGCGAUAAUAUAAAAAUAACAGAGAACAUAGUUCAGUCCAUGAAAGAUAUAUAUGGGAUUAACCUCUCAGAUGUUCCUUCAGAUGAUGACCUCACAAUAUAUACAAGGUUUGUUCAGUUGGGGCAGAAUCAACAUAAACAAGACAAGAGCAGCCAGCAGCUUUGUUCAAAACAUCGUCUAGAUGGGGUUAUAAAUAUAAUACACAUCUCCUCUUUUUCCCAAGACAACAUUUAUGAAGUCCAGCCUCCUAAAGUAGAUAAGAAAUCAAUUGAUAUCUUCCAUGCUCACAUUCAGGCUGGCAGAGGCACCAUGCAGCCACUGGUAAAAGAAGACAUCCUCAUGUACAGAGAGUACAUUAGAAACCGAUAUAUGUGAAAACAGACUGGAUUCAACUGCUUAGCAUUGCUGGAGCGAUGGUACAAAUCAGUUUAGAAAGGAAGUCCAAGUUCGGCUAUUUUGUAGUAGUAAAACAGCGUCAAUUAUUUAUCAACCUGUAUCUUUCUGAAUGAUUUCAUUUUUGAGAUAUUGUAUGCUUUGCAAAAAUAAAAAUGUGACUGAAGAUGUAUUCUGUUUGAUUGGAAAAAUAACAGAAUCAGAAAAACUAAAUACAGCUGCAAUUAAAUAUAUAGUAAUUUGAGAUAAGAAAGUAAACAGAGUAUUUAAACUUCGCAUUAAUUGUGUUACAUACAGUUGUAGUUUCAAGAAAAAAACUUAACUACCACAGUUAGCUCAUGACAGACAUUUCAGUCGAAAGUUCUAUCGUUUGUUGAAAUUGUUUGUUUAGCAAAAUAUGUUUGUGUGUUUGUAGCAAAGAUGGAAAAGGUGUCAAUUUGGCCCAUGUAUGAAACUGAAAAGUUAAAUCUAAAGUAGCAAACUUCAAAGCCAUAAUCCACCUCCAAUGUAGUUCUAUUGCAGAUAGCAACAGUGGAAGCUGUAGUGUAGACCAGACGAAGGUGUUCUAAUGACCUAAUCAGUGUGGAUUUCUGUCAGAUUCCUUUGAAGUAUAGUGACAUUAUAAUUAUUGUGACUCAGUAAACAAUUUUGAGGAAUGAAUGCUCACUCUACUUAUAGAGACCAGUUUCAGACCAUAAAAUAGCAGCUUCAGUCAAGGUUCAGAAAGAUGGGCUCUGUCUGAUGUACUGAGAGAUCUCUUGAUCAACUGGAUACCAAGAAUUUUCCUAUCUCUGGACUGGUUAAAAAGUCAGCGAAUUAAUAACUUUGAGAAACUGAAUACUGACUCCCAGGCAAGCAUGGCCACAACUACAAUUACUAGCUGCUGCCAGCAGACUGAAGAUUCAGAUAUGUGGCUGCAUACUGCAAAGCAUAUUGUAAUGUUUACAGAGUAAGGAACUGCUCUCGUAAGUCAGUAAAAUUGAUUUAUUAAAGUAAUUGUGUAUGUCUGUGCUAGAUAACCAUAAAUGGGAUGUACAGUGUUGCACACUACUUCCUGCCUCUUGAGCUUAUGCAACCAAUGGGUUAUGGGAGGGGGAAAGAACUGGGGUACAACAGUGUUCUCUCAUUGUCUACAUCAUGCAAAUUAUAUGAAAAUUGAGGUCCCCAUUAGCUCAGGGAAUAGCAGGUGUCAGGAAUAUAUGUAGGCAAAACCAUUGUUUCUGGUGCUUUAGCAAAUGAGUUUAUAAGGGUGGGAGGAGUGAUAAGUAUUUCCCAUAAAUCACUAUUGCUACCAAAUACAAUUUGUUUUGAUUGUCUGCUGUUAACUGGCUCCCAACUUGACACUCAGUAGACAUGUGCCACAGUCACCACAAGUAGCCCUUACAGAGCUCACAAUCAGCCAUUUACACGCUCUUGAAAAUUCCAACAAUAAUUAUUUUACCAGUUGGGCCCUUCAUGUAUUCUUGAGAGCAUGAGUUUGUCUUUAGCAGAGACAAGAACGAAAUAUCAACUCUGAUAACAUAACACUUAGACUGCAACUGUCAGUUUGAAUUAUCUCUAGAAAAUACAUCUGCUAGAGUGCUUUGCACUCUUUUGUCCAACAUAAACAGUAUUUUACAAGCAAUCAAAUACCCACUGCUGAAAACAACUAGGAUAAAAUCCUAGCCUCAUUGAAGACAAUACAAGCUUUGUUGUUGACUUCAAUGGUGCCAGGAUUUCUGUUCUAGUGUUUUGUGUUGCAAAGUGUAAGAGUAAAUAGACUUCAAAGAAUACAUAGACGCUAUCUAAGGUUAUGCCUCUCUAUUCUGUACACAUGUAUUCAGCUUUUAAGUGAUUAAUAUCACAUUUCCAUUUUAAUGAGUAAUGUCUGUUAAUACAGUGAAAAUAGAUAAUUACGGCUGCAAUUUACGUCUUUCUGCACAGGAAAUUUGCUGUUUUGUAAUGCAUUACUUUUGUUAAAUAGACAAAGUAUUUUGUUUAAUAAGGCACUGUAACAGAGUGGUUUGCCCCUGGAGGCUGGGACUAACCAACCCUGAUUACAGAAUGAGGCACACCGGGAUUGGAUCAGGUGAUUCCCUAUAAAAAGCAGCAGGUCGCUCCAGUGAAGGGGGAAGCUCAGAAAAUUGUGGCAGAGUCUGCAGAGAAUAUGAAAAGGCUCCUGCAGGGAAGACUCUGAGACCAGGGGAGUUGUCCCAGGCAGAGAGGACUGAGAG
This is a messenger RNA of Terrapene triunguis (Three-toed box turtle), 5274 nucleotides long. It is a transcript of the gene FIG4, whose product is annotated as FIG4 phosphoinositide 5-phosphatase. NCBI's taxonomy places the organism in Eukaryota, Metazoa, Chordata, Testudines, Emydidae. The record is from RefSeq and is a predicted model, not a curated record. Gene Ontology annotation, biological process: phosphatidylinositol dephosphorylation. The coding region runs from base 314 to 3043 and encodes 909 amino acids. The transcript is spliced from 23 exons. Gene Ontology annotation, molecular function: phosphatidylinositol-3,5-bisphosphate 5-phosphatase activity. Gene Ontology annotation, cellular component: intracellular membrane-bounded organelle.